CUGAGUUGUAUAUUUGCUGCAUAUCGAUGGCGUCCGCUGAACUGUUUGAAGAUCCUUUUGAUCCAACUGAAUAUGUUGAAAGACUGGCAUGGAGAACACCCGGUGGUGGUACAAAAGGCGGAGCUCAAGGAUUCAACCCUCGACUCUUGUAUGAUGAAUUCGUGGCUCACAUCAAUGAACUGAAAAUACUUGAUGCUAGAAUUCAGCAAAAAGCUGAGAAGUUGGACGUUGCUCUUGAAAAAGAAUCGCGUUUACAUAAAGAUAGACUCAUGGAGUUGCAAAAGAAAAAUCAAGAGGCUUUUGGUCAGUUUCAGGCAUUGGAUGAUCGAAUUAAUUACGUUGCUACCAAAGUAGUUCAUCUCGGGGAUCAGUUAGAAGGUGUAAAUACACCUAGAGCACAUGCUGCAGAAGCUCACCAACUCAUGCAAUAUUUUGACGAGUUUUUGACCGGGAAACUCACAUCUGAAGUCCUGACAAACCAGUAUAGAGUGCGAGAGGCUGCUGAAAUUGUACAUAAGCUACAUCUUAUUGCGCAAGAAUUACCAUACGAUAGGUUCUCUGAAGUGAAAGGCAGAAUUGUUUCCAAGUACCAUCAAAUUGAAGAAGAAUUAAUUGAUGAGUUCAAGGAAGCUCACAGGAAUGGAGAAGUGAAAAAAAUGCAAGAACUUGCAUCUACGCUUUCUUUGUUUACAGGUUAUCAACACUGUAUUGAUGCAUUUAUAGAUGAAAAUAUAAAGAAUGCAUUCUACAACAAAAACGACAUAUUUAACGAAAUAUUAGACUUGUGUACAAAAGUCAGCAAGAUCAUUGCUGAAGUGUUUUCAUCACCAGAACAAGUUAUGGGCAAACUGUUGUCAAAAAUAUAUCAAAGCAAACUCAAGGAUCAAGUUGAAAAAAAGCUCAGUGAAAGUAGAACCACAGACCCUGAAAAGUAUUUACAAAAUCUCUAUACACUCUAUUCAAAAACUGUGGAAUUAUCUCAAAAGCUUUCUCAAUUUAAAUUGGGUUCAGAUUCUAAUUUUAUCACAAAAUUGACGAACGGCAUUUUCAAAAGUUAUCUCGACUCUUACAUUGAUGUUGAAAUAAAAUUUCUUAAGGAUAAAGCAAUGAUGAUAUCACAACGUUUCUAUGAUUCAAAAGAUCAUGUAAAAAAACCUGUCGCGGCUGUAUCUUCAUUAAAAGCCGUCAUUGCGGACAAAAGCAGAGGACAUAUUACAUUUGGAAUGAGUAGCAAUGUUCCUGAAAAUACCAGUGGAGAAACUUAUCUUUCACAGGAAUUGGCCAUCAAUCUGCUUCAAGAAACAAAAAUGGCUUUUGCAAGAUGCAGAGUUUUGUCAAGCUCAUCUGUUUUGAGCAAUAAUUCUGUUCAGAUCUUCAAUCUAUUGGUGGAAUAUUUAUGCGAUCAACACAUCGGAUAUGCUAUUGAAUUGUGUUUACAGGGCAUACCUACAGCUGAAUGCAAAGCUGAACCUAAUUUGUAUUUUUUUGAUGUCUCUCAACAAACAAACAUCAUUUUUCAUCUUUUUGAAAAACAGUUCAGCGACACUCUUCUGCCUUUAAUCAGUUCUUCUUCAAGAUACGGUGAAUGCAUUCAGAGAAAGAAACAAAUCCGUGAGCAAAUGGAAGUUAAACUUGAUUCUGGUAUUGAUCGCUGUCUUCAAGCUGCCAUAGGAUGGAUGAAAACUAUAUUUAAAACUGAACAGAAAAAGAAUGAUUAUUCGACUGAUAAACCACCUGAGCGUCAAUGUACGCAGGCAUGUAACACAGUAUGUGCGUAUUUCAGCAGAAUCAUGGAUUAUAUCAGGAAAUCUCUUGAUGGAAACAAUGUUGAAGCAGUUCUUGCAGAAUAUGGAAAAAGAUUUCAUCGCCUGCUUUUUGAACAUUUCCAGCUUUUCAGAUUCAGUUUUAUGGGGGGAAUGAUGGCAAUUUGCGAUAUUAAUGAAUACAGGAAAUGUGCAGAAAAGCUUUGUGUACCCUUCGUCACGAAUUUGUUCGAAAGUUUACAUUCCCUAUGUAAUCUAUUAGUAGUUGCCCCAGAAAAUUUGAGACAAGUUUGCACUGGUGAACAAUUGUCAAAUCUCGAUCGCACUGUUUUACAUUCAUUUAUUCAGCUUCGUUCAGAUUACCGCUCUGCAAAACUAGACAAGCUCUUUGCUAACUAAAUGAAUCGCUUUCUUUUGUUCUCAUGUAUAAAUAAUAUAGACUGUAUCAUUCUAUUGUUCAAAUUUAAUAUUACAAAUGUUAUAUUAUCCAGUACUGAGCUAAAUAAUAAAACUCAGAGUUUCUAUUAUCUAUGAUUAGAAUUUAUGUUGAAAUUUUAUCAUAUUCAACAACUUCUUACUUUCACAUAUUCCGAAUGAUUUGGACUAUUCUAAGGAUAAGUGCAGCGAAGGCUGAAAAGUGUUAACUUCCAUUUCCA
Messenger RNA from Styela clava, 2419 nucleotides. Its product is annotated as exocyst complex component 5-like. NCBI's taxonomy places the organism in Eukaryota, Metazoa, Chordata, Ascidiacea, Stolidobranchia, Styelidae. Gene Ontology annotation, cellular component: exocyst; cytoplasm. The record is from RefSeq and is a predicted model, not a curated record. Gene Ontology annotation, biological process: Golgi to plasma membrane transport; exocytosis.